GUUAUGGACGUAAUAAGUUUAAAUUUUUGUCAUUAAUUGACGAAAGAAUUCAGUUCAACUAAUUCAAUUCAACUUAGGAUCCUGGUUUUAUUGAAAAAUAAUUACUUUAAUUUAUAUUAUGUUUUAUAAAUUACUUUCUAAAAUUUCUGAGAAAUAUUUAUUAGCUUUUCAUAAAUCUUCAAUUCUGAACUUUUUGACUAAAAACGAUGUAUUUUAAUUUGCAAAAAGUUUAGUCAAUGACAUUUAAAAUUGUUAUUAUUAAAAUGCAGGGACAAGAAUUAAGAAUUUUUUUAUAAUAACUGUCAGACAGACAUUUUAAGAUCGGUCUCAUAGGUUGCAUUUUAAUGUACAUACACAGGUUGUUCAUAUUCGUCAUUACGAAAAGAAAUUGUAAAUUUUGUGAAAUCACACAAUGUAUUAUGAUAACGUUAUGUUAUCUUUUUUAUUUUAAGGAAACCUGAGAUGUCAAAAUCAUCUACGAUAUACAGUUACACUUGCAGUAGUGUUUGUAAUCAUUUUGUUAGACGUGUGACUCAUUCAGUCUGUCAGAUUGAAUUCUUGAUACAAAGGCCUUAACCUACAAGAAAUCAAUUUCGAACGAUAGUAGUCUUUUACAGUAGUCUUUAUUUUUAUUUUUCGAAAUAAUCUCCGAUAUAAUUAGGUAAAGGUAAAAUAGUGUUUCAAUCAUGGAGUGGUUAUUUGGAAAACGUAUUACUCCUGAGGAGAUGCUCAGAAAAAACCAAAGAGCCUUAAACAAAGCUAUGCGAGAUCUUGACAGAGAAAGAAUGAGGAUGGAACAACAAGAGAAAAAGAUUAUUGCAGAUAUAAAGAAACUUGCUAAAGAUGGACAAAUGGAUGCAGUGAAAAUUAUGGCUAAAGAUCUUGUGAGAACUAGACGCUAUGUGAAAAAGUUCAUGUUGAUGAAAGCAAAUAUACAAGCAGUUUCUUUAAAGAUUCAAACAUUGCGUUCGCAAAAUACCAUGGCACAAGCAAUGAAGGGAGUCACAAGAGCAAUGCAAAACAUGAACAAACAAUUAAAUCUUCCUCAAAUACAGAAGAUAUUGCAAGAGUUUGAAAAACAAUCAGAAAUAAUGGAUAUGAAAGAAGAAAUUAUGAACGAUGCCAUUGAUGAUGCAAUGGAAGAUGAGGCUGAUGAAGAAGAAAGUGAUGCUAUUGUGUCACAAGUUUUGGAUGAACUAGGUCUCCAAUUGACAGAUCAGUUAUCAGGUUUACCACAAGCAUCUGGUUCAUUAAAUGUAGCAAGUUCCAAGCAGCCAGUCGCGACUGCAACAGGGAAUGACGAAGGUGGAAAUUUGGCAGACGCGGACGCAGACCUGCAAGCUAGGCUUGAGAAUUUACGGCGUGAAUAAAAACAUAAAAUUAUAUAAGCGAAAAAUGUAUAAAAGAUGUAAAAACAGAAUUGGUUUUGUAAGCAUAGUUAAUUAUGAUUGCUUUACCAAUCUAGUUGAAGAUGUGAAUACUUUAUUGUAGCACUUAUUAUUGAAUCCGUUCACUCAGAUAAUUGAUUUAUAAGAUGUACAAAAGUGUUAUUUCUAUCGCUUAAAACAAUUAUAAAUUCAUGAUACAUGAUAAAGAAACAGAGGCGUAUAUGUUAGAUUAUGUAUUAAUCUACAUUGUUACUUUUUUUAUGAAAAAAAAAGAAAAAAUGAUGCAAUUUUAAGAUAAUCUAAGAAAUUUAGGUAUCUUAAAGUCCUUGUGCAUAUUUGUUUCGCAUUACAUAAUUUUGUAAAAUGGACAACUUAUAUUCAAAGUGCUGAUCAAAUCUAUUGUAACAAAAUACUUACUUAUUUUCAUAAUUAUAUGUACAUAGAUUUUCUUCAGAAAUUUAUAGUUUAGUAUAUAUGUAUAUAUACGCUUUUAUUUUUUUAGAAAAUAUUGUACACUUAAAAAAGUAAAUAAGAAAAACAUGUUAGCAGAUUUUAUAUACAGAAGAAAAGGUGAGAACUAAAUCAAGCUGUGCAUGAAUAUUUAAAAUGAGCACAAUGAAUAAAUUCGUUCACUGCUUUUAUCAAGACUUGAUCAUUUUGUGCCUCAUAAUGUAUUUACUUUUGAUAAUUAUAUAACAGUAAAAAGUAUGCAUUACUCACAAACAUAAUAAUCAUAUUAAUAAAAUUUAUUUAUAAAUUGUAUUAACUACAACAACGGAAUCUGUGUUAUAUAUUAACAAAUUGGUUGAUAGAAAUGCAGUGAAACAAGAUUGUGCAAUGAUAUAUUAAUAUGCGGAUAACACGCACACAUACACGCAUAUAGUAUAUAUAUUAUAUAUGUGUAUAUAUGUAAUAUAUAUACGUAUAAAUCGCUUAAUAAUAAAAAUGUCAUUAAGAAUAAUAAAAAAAAACUAUGAAUUAGAAGUAAAAGAAAAAGGUAAUUGAAAAGCAUUUUUUAAUACCUUGGUAGAUAUAAAUAAUUAUACAUAUUAUAACUUACCUCUAAAAAUUAUUGUUAAAUCGAUUUUAAAUAAGAAAACAAUUAAUCUUAAAUAAUUCUAACACAAUUUGACAUUCAAAAUGACAUUCUAUAAUUAUAAUUAUAAAUAAUUGAAAAAUCACAAAAACGUAUUAAUUUUUUUCAAAAUCACCUGGAAUAAUAUUUAUUUCCAAAGGGUAUCGUCAUAGUCAAUAAUUCUAUGAGAAAUAUGAAAUAUUAUCUCUAUUAAACAAAAUGUACAUAAUAAUGCGCAUUAGAUACUCAUUUUAAUAUCCUGAUUAUGAAAUACAAAUAUAAAAUAGAAGUCUGGUCUGGGUUCGAGCAUGGCCUAAUUGGACGCUUAAAAUGAAUAUGAACGUUCACUUAAUCGAUUAAGUGCACUGAAUCAAUAAUUCGGUAUUGUUAUGGAGAGUUCAAAUAAAUGUAUUUAUGUACUGAACCACAUAUACGGUAUUAUUGAGAGAGCACCAAAAACAAAAGAACAGUAAAAGAAAGAAAAAAUUGUUUACGAUAUUAUUAAAGUGGAAAAACAAGGACAUUCAAGAAUACGCGAACUUUUUACAUUACAUGCAGCUUUCUUAAUUGUUAAAGGCUAUUGAUCAUUUUGGAAAAUAAAAUAGUUAUAAUAAACUGGUAAUUUAUUUUCUUAUCACUAUUAAUUGUCGAAUCAUUAAUUUAUCAUUUUUUCCUUUUUGUGAUCCAAUGAUUAAAUUGGAUGUAAUUGAUAGAAUUCGCGUGUUCUUUUGUAAUUCCUUCAUUCUCCGAAUGGUAAACCCUAUAGAAAUAUGUAGUUUAUGACGUAGUUUACAAAACUGUGAUGGAACCUUCUGUCAAUCACAUGUAUAUAUAUUGUCAAUAUCUUUUUAAACAUCUCAGAGGUACCGCCCAAACAUAACGUACCUCAAGCUAAAAUUGUAAUUACCGAAGAAAUGUUUUGUAGCGCCCCCGUUAUGUUCACUUAGAAUUAAACGCUUUCAAAAAUUCGCGCCCAUUAUUAAUACUUCGAUAGUCAUAUGAAGUAUUGUAAUAUAUUAGAUAAUAGAUGUUUAAUAGUAGAUGAUAGUAAGUACUUAAAGGAAAUAAAACAUAAUGCAAGUUCGUAAUAUCGGAGAUGAAUCUGUUUCGCUUAUAUAUAAAAUGUUUGGUUGGUUAAACAUCAGUAACUUUUGGCGGGAAAUUUUCCUCAAGCAACAUUACAUUAAAUCAUGCGGGAGAAUGUAAUCGAAAAAUCAUUUCAAAGUUCACUGCGAUUAUAUUCGUUAACGUUCGUUGAAAAAUUCAUGUAAUGAGGAUAUUACCCUGAUAUUCGUGCAGAUAAAACAGAAAUGGUCAAGGGAGCAGAAGAAUUUUAAUCUGCUUCGAAUACGUUUACCAACUGUGAUUUUUCGAUGGUACGCAAUCACGGGUUCGUCGUAAAUAGCACCAUUUCUAUAGUAAUCGUUUUCACCGAGUACGAGUUUUUUUUUUAUAUGCGUAUUAAUCAGGACCAAUCUGAAAAAUUUUGAACAGAACAAAAAAUGCAGGAAAACGAACCUCUUGUCUUAUAACUUGAUAUAAUAAUCAGAAAUUGGUAAUCAAAAAU
Molecule: messenger RNA, 4030 nt
Organism: Heterotrigona itama
Lineage: Eukaryota; Metazoa; Arthropoda; Insecta; Hymenoptera; Apidae
Source: the annotation of a GenBank genome assembly